Molecule: messenger RNA, 2335 nt
Organism: Xenopus laevis (African clawed frog)
Lineage: Eukaryota; Metazoa; Chordata; Amphibia; Anura; Pipidae
Gene: arhgap18.L
Product: Rho GTPase activating protein 18 L homeolog
Exons: 15
Coding region: 235-2220 (661 amino acids)
Biological process (GO): signal transduction; regulation of small GTPase mediated signal transduction; regulation of actin filament polymerization
Cellular component (GO): cytoplasm
Molecular function (GO): GTPase activator activity
Source: RefSeq, a predicted model, not a curated record
AGUAACGAGUCAUUAAUUGGACAUUGCCUGCUGCCCAUUGCUGGGUGACUGCGCUGUACUGACUGGCUCAUUGUGAGCAUGAGUAAGCCAAGUGCAACGGGCUCCUCCUUUGCCUCAUUGCAUACAGUGAUGUUCAAGUAGGAGGCGGCUCCUUAGGCUAGAGUUGCUAGAAGGCACUUUGGAAGCACAAGCUCAAUCUUCUCUUGUAGUUGCGGGCAUUAUGCUGUGCUCACAAUGAGCUGGCGGCCUCACAGUACCCAUGGAGUCGUUCUGACAGCUUACCACGCCAGUAACAAAGCAGCGGCGGGUAGCAAAGCGACCAACAGCGCCGAGGUCUCCCCCAGAAGUCGCAAAUCUGGACAAUAUACUAUGAACCAAGGAAAUGUUAACCCAAGCCUUGACAAGGUAGCCUUUAACCGAUCUGGCUCCCAGGACUCCCUGGAUGAGCUGUCUUUGGAUGACUACUGGACAGAAGUUGAAAAUAUCAAACAAGACACUAACACCAGUCAAGAGGAACAAAAUGUUGUAAAAGAACCUGAUGAAGGGGAGCUGGAAGAGGAAUGGCUCAAAGAGGCUGGCCUGUCCAAUCUGUUUGGUGAGUGUGCUGCAGACCCUCAAGAGAGUAUUGCUUUCCUCUCCACUCUGACCAGGACUCAGUCUGCAGCAGUCCAAAAAAGAAUUGAUACAGUUACACAGACCCUAAGGAAAAAAAACAAGCAACAUCAAAUUCCUGAUGUCAGAGAUGUCUUCAAACAACCUGGUAAUUUACAGGACAAGGCUGGAGACAUCAAUGGAUUUCAGUCGACAGAAAGUAAUGAAACAAAGAAUGAGGAGGCAAAUGGAAAAGCAGAAUGUGUGGCACCAGAGGCUGCUAGAAACAUUGGUGAUGACUUUCCUGCUCCUGUAACAGAUAUAAAUCUGGAAAUUUCAUUUGCAGAACAGGCAUCAAAUCUUAAAGACUUCACAAGAGUCAGAAAUGAGAAGGAAGAUGACUCUUUGCUUCCUAAUUUCAGGCUUACACAGGACAAAACUGGUACAACGAAGAUUGGUGACUUGGCUCUGCAGGAUAUGAAAAAGGUGUCUUCUCUUGCCCUAAUUGAGCUGACGGCACUAUAUGAUGUGCUGGGGACUGACCUUAAAAUGCAAAGAGCAGCCAAAAUCAAAGUUAGAGAAUGUGGCCUUUUCAGAGUGCCAUUAUCUACUUUGCUAGAUCAAGAUCAAAAGAAAGUCCCUGGUACGAGGGUGCCACUAAUCUUUCAAAGUCUUAUAGGUCACAUAGAAAAAGGUGGUUUGGAUACAGAAGGAAUUCUGAGAAUACCAGGAGCUUCUUCUAGAAUCAAGGCUUUGAUUGAAGAGUUAGAAGCAAAGUUUUACGAGGGAACAUUUAAUUGGGAUAAUGUGAAACAACACGAUGCAGCCAGUCUAUUGAAAUUCUUCAUUCGAGAGCUCCCUCUUCCGCUGCUUACUGUAGAGUAUCUAAAAGCUUUCCAUUCUGUGCAAUACCUCCCAUCCAAAAAGCAUCGUCUGCAAGCUUUGAAUCUUCUUGUAAUCCUCCUUCCAGACAUACACAGGGAUACACUAAAGGCUUUGCUUGAAUUCCUUCAAAGGGUUGUGGAUCACAAAGAACAGAACAAGAUGAUUCUGAAAAAUGUUGCAAUGAUAAUGGCUCCAAAUCUUUUCUCAGUACACACUUCUCAGUUAAAGAAUGUGGACAAAGGUGCCUUAGAAGGUGCUUCCAGUGCUGCCCGAACAGCCUCUGUGAUGCUCUUCAUGAUCAAAUACCAAAACCUUCUGUGGACUAUUCCAAAGUUUAUUGUCGGCCAAGUAAGACAUCAAAACGUUAUAAACCAAAAGAAACUAACGAAGGAAAAGGCAAUGAAGAAACUGUUGAAAAAAAUGGCUUAUGAUCGGGAAAAGUCUGAGAAGUGCAUAAGUGAAAAUGAUGCUCCUCAGGGAUUCAUAAGGGUACAGGCCCCACAGUUUUCUAAGGUCUCCAUGGCUGUUCAGCUAACAGAAGAGUUAAAAGCGGGUGAGAUCUUGGCACGCUUUCUUAGUCAGGAAAGUAUUACAGCAAAAAAUAUAAAGAAAGAAGAAGUUUGCUUGUAUGAAAUUGGAGGAAACAUUGGGGAACGUUGCCUUGAAGAUAGCACUUAUAUGAAGGACCUGUUUCAGCUAAAUCCUAAUGCUGAGUGGGUUAUUAAAGCAAAACCAAGCGUAUGACAUUCUUAAGAACCAUUAAAAUGAACUUUGUUAAUAUUAUAUUUCUUAUCUAUGCUUUAUUUCUUGUUGCAGUGUAAAUGCACAUAUGUUUCCUUAUUAAAUUUGCCCAAAUCAA